This is a messenger RNA of Colossoma macropomum (tambaqui), 2794 nucleotides long. RefSeq names its product 1-phosphatidylinositol 4,5-bisphosphate phosphodiesterase delta-3-A-like. The record is from RefSeq and is a predicted model, not a curated record. NCBI's taxonomy places the organism in Eukaryota, Metazoa, Chordata, Actinopteri, Characiformes, Serrasalmidae. The coding region runs from base 94 to 2772 and encodes 892 amino acids. The transcript has 17 exons. Gene Ontology annotation, molecular function: calcium ion binding; phosphatidylinositol-4,5-bisphosphate phospholipase C activity. Gene Ontology annotation, biological process: intracellular signal transduction; lipid metabolic process.
UGGACGAAGACAGAGGAUGUUAGUGCUGCUCUCAGUCUCGACGCGUAAGAGAUUUCCUCCACAGAGAAAGAAGAGGACGAAGAGCGCUCAGAGAUGUUGCGCAGUGAAAAGAAGAGCAAAGCUGCAGAAAAGAAAAAGGAGAACGGAGCUGGGACGUCCCAACCCAAGACAGACGACCCCCUGAUUAAUUUAGGUGUGCAGGAUGAUGAGGAUGUGAAGGCGAUGCUGCAGGGCUCCACCAUGCUGAAGGUUCGUUUUCCUCAUUGGCAGAGGAGGCGCACACUGAAGCUGCUGGAUGAUGGCGUCACUGUGCACUGCGAGUACAACAAGAGCUUCAGCAAGCCCAAAACCUUCUCAGUGAUGGACGUAGUGUCAGCCAGCUUGCCACAUGAGCAGCGUUUGACCAUUGUGUUUAAGGGUAAACAGAAGACUUUGGACCUGCAGUGCAACAGCAGGGAGGAAGCGCAGCACUGGGCCCGCGGCAUCCAUACCCUGCAAAGGAGAAGAAUGAAUAUGAGCCAGGCUCAGAAACUCAACAAAUAUCCUUCAAGGGGUUUAAAAAGAGCAGAAGAGAGUGGGUGGAGCCAAGGAGAGUCCAACUGGGAACUGGCUAUGGAGCCAUCCAUUGGCCUGGCACAGACGGAGCAGCUCUGGGAGCCAUCACAGGAGGAGCAGUCCAAAAACCUGGCACUGGAACACUACAGGGAGCAGUUCGGGAAGCCAGCGUUAGAUCAGAAUGGCAACCAGAACUGGAGCAGCCAAGAGGACUGGAACAGGAGCCUUGCAUGGAGCUGGCACAGGAGCCCUGGGUGGAGGAACUGGAGCAGCCUGGGGAGCAAGAACGAAGAAAACACGGGGGGUGCAGGAACUGGAACAGACAGGGAGCGCAGGAGCAGAAUUCCUCACACCUGGAUCCAGACAUACCUAACAGAGGCAGAUUUAAACCAUGAUGGACAGAUGACAUAUGAUGAAGUGCGGACACUCCUUCGAAAAAUCAACUUAGACCUGAAUGAGCAGUACAUCAUGAACCUGUUCAAGAAGUGUGACCAGUCAGCGAACGGUUGUCUCGAUGAGGAAGAGAUUGAGCAGUUUCGUCGUGAGCUGUUGAAUCGUGCUGAGCUGGACGAAAUUUUCCAUCAGUACUCCUCUAACGGCCAUGUGCUGUCCACAGUGGAGCUGCAGAAAUUCCUGAAUGACCAGGGAGAGGACAACACACUUGUGCAUGCGCAGAGCCUCAUCCUAACAAAUGAGUUCGACAAGCAGGCUAAGAAGAACCAGCUGAUGAUGCCCAACAGCUUCACCAUGUACAUGCUUUCGAGGAAGAGUGAUGUGUUUAAUCUGGAGCAUACCUUAGUCUAUCAGGACAUGAGGCAACCACUCAGUCACUAUUUCAUCUCCGCUUCACACAACACCUACCUUACUAAAGACCAGCUUGUGGGCGAGAGCAGCACGGAUCCUUACAUCCGGGCUCUUAGCCACGGCUGCCGCUGUGUUGAGCUGGAUUGUUGGGACGGAGAUAAGGAGCCAAUGAUUUACCACGGACACACCCUCACCUCCAAAGUGACUUUCAGAGAGGUGGUGGAGACCAUCGCUGAAUAUGCCUUUAAGGCCUCUCCGUAUCCUCUGAUUCUCUCUCUGGAGAACCACUGUUCAGUGGAGCAGCAGACCAUCAUGGCCAGGCAGCUGCGCUCCAUCCUUGGAGACAAACUGCUCACAGAGCCCCUCAACGACCAGCUCUCUGAGAGCCUACCCUCACCAGAGGAGCUGAAGGGGAAGAUUCUGGUGAAGGGAAAGAAGAAGCAAGUGAAGGAAGAAAGCGUAACUGAUUCUAGCUACUCUGAGGACGAGUCUAAAGCUGAGGGUAAAGCCAGGGCAAAGAAAGAAGGCAAGGAGGUGUCUGAGCUGAGUGCAGAGCUUUCUGACCUGGUGGUGUACACUCACAGUGUCUCCUUCAAAAGCUUCGAACAGGCAGCCAAGAGUCCCCCCAAUGAGAUGUCCUCCUUCUCUGAAAGACGGGCCCUCAGACACAUCAAAACGUCAGGGGUGUCAUUUGUACGGCAUAACAGUCAGCAUCUGAGCAGGACCUACCCAUCUGGUCAACGCCUGCAGUCAUCCAACUACAACCCUCAGGACAUGUGGAAUGUCGGUUGCCAGAUUGUGGCUUUGAACUUCCAGACUGACGGGGAACAGAUGGAUCUAAAUCGGGGACGUUUCUUACCCAACGGUCGCUGUGGGUAUGUGCUAAAGCCCAGCUUCCUGUGCCAGGCUGACUCUGAGUUCAACCCUGACAACCCAGGUGGAGGACCAGGACACAACCCCACUCUCCUCACCAUUAAGGUCAUCUCAGCCCAGCAGCUGCCUAAGCCAGACACAGAGAAGCUGAACUCCAUUGUAGAUCCUCUGGUGCGGGUGGAGACCCAUGGGGUUCCCAUAGACAAUAACAAGAAAAAGACACACCGAAUUGACAAUAAUGGCUUUAACCCCAGGUGGGACUGCACCUUAGAGUUUCUGCUACAUGUGCCUGAGCUGGUCCUGGUUCGCUUUGUGGUGGUGGACCAUGACCACACUUCCAGGAAUGAUUUCCUGGGUCAGUUUACACUGCCUUUCACCAGCAUGCGCACAGGUUACAGACAUGUGUGGCUACUGAAGGCUGACGGUUCCAGCCUCUCUCCUGCCAGCCUCUUCAUUCAUGUGAAGGUCACACCAAAUUACAGCAGCUCUGAAUGUGCUGCAUCAACCAAAGCCAGCAGAAAACAAAAAGUACAGCCAUAAUGCCUCUGGAUAUAUGAAACAG